This is a messenger RNA of Achroia grisella, 1878 nucleotides long. RefSeq names its product differentially expressed in FDCP 6-like. The transcript has 10 exons. Gene Ontology annotation, cellular component: nucleus; cytoplasm. The record is from RefSeq and is a predicted model, not a curated record. The coding region runs from base 176 to 1801 and encodes 541 amino acids. NCBI's taxonomy places the organism in Eukaryota, Metazoa, Arthropoda, Insecta, Lepidoptera, Pyralidae.
GAAUACGUGAUGUCAGUUUUAUGUAGAAACGUGUCAAGUGCGCACGUCUGUGCCUCCUAUAGAUAGUGUUAUUAAAAAAAUUAUCGUUUAUGGUAUUUCGAAAUUUAAAUUCCGCGAUUGUUUUUUUUUUAUUGUAGACAUUUUUGUGAUGUAUGCCAGUGUUGUGUGUUGAAUAAUGUCGGCUCUAUUGAAGAAUGUUACAAAUUGCAUCUGGCACGCAUUCGACUCCUUGCAAAAUAAAUCAACAGUGCACAAAUCAAAAUUGAAGGUGCUGACUGCUAACAUCGGCACUCUCCUAGACCUCUAUGGCGUGGAGAAGGGUCUAGACCACUUCAAGUCCUCACAGGAGUUAACGUUUGAUGAGUUCCGAUAUUACCUCCAGCAUGAAGUGUUCAGCUCGCUGCCGAAGACCAUGACCUUACCGGUUAUUAGAGAUUACGAGAAGAAAAUAAGCGAGGUCUGUUGGCUGGUUUGCCGCAAGAACCUUUUGGCACGAGACAAACCUAUCUUCGAUGAUGACUCCGUGCUGAAGUUAUUCAGGAUAUACUGUCUACUCGCGGAUUUGGUGCAGGAUGCAGAUGACUCCGAACAUUACAUGGUAAUACUGCAACCAUCCGAAGCGGGCAUCGUCGCUGAACAACUGGUCCAUUGUCUUGGGCUCCGAUGGGACGCGGCAGACUGGGACGCACUGGGGACCUCCAUCGGUCAUUUCAAAUGGGCAGCUUUUCUUGCAGUAUUGGAGGCUAAAUACUGCUCCGACCAACAGCUACACUCUAAGGCUUUGGUGGAAGCUGUCGACGAGAUCUAUGAUGUGUUCAUUGAAGAUAUUAUAAAGAAGGGCUACCUAUUCAAACGGGGCUAUUUACUGCCAACAAUGCGCGAAUACUGGUGUGUGCUACAACCCUGCGCCCUCACCUACUACAAAAGCUCCUCGCAGAAGGAACAGUGCGGUAGAAUCACAAUAGACGAAUAUUGCUCCGUAGAGGCUUCAGCAGGCGAGGGUAGAAUCCAAAGAUUCCAACUCGUCACUCCAGAUAGAACAUUCGAAUUCGCCACUCAAGACCACAAAAGCCGACUACAAUGGAUAUCAGCGGUGCGACAGGCGGCAGCAGUCUCAGGAGGUGCCGAGGGUUACCAAAGGAAAGCUAGAGCGUGCAGACGUGGUGCCGGCGCCAGGAAAGAGAGAGAAGCUAGAGACGCUCGCGCGCGACUACAGCAUGAAGUGCGAGCGAGACUCGCUGCAGAAGCGCAGGCCCAAGAGUUAGCAGAAUUAGCACAACAAGACAACAAAAAGUUAGAAGAAUUGAAAAGUACUCAAACGGAAUUGGAAAAAUUGUUGCAAGAAGAAAUUCAAGCAAAGAGGGACGAAGAAAUUGUACGGGCUUUGCAGGCCAGGGUUUUAGCAGAGGAAUGGGAAAGGCGAGAAGAAUUGGAAAGGCUUCAAGAGGAACAGAACAGAAUGCUUGAAGAGGAGAGGUUAAAGCGAAAACGGUUCGAAAUUCUACAAGCCAAGAAGGAAGAACAAUACAGAGAAGCAGAAAAGCGUCUGAAAGAACUGGAAUUAGAGAAGCAACGGUUAGACAACGAGCUGAAGGCAGCGCAGGAGAAGAUUACCAAGACUGAGCUAACAGCACAAGCUUUGAACGUCCAAUUAAGAGAUAUAAACCCCAUUCUCCGCAAUGGUGAGAGAGUGCGUCGAGCCAUCUCUUUCAUACCGACUGCCAAGAGUUCCUCUGAUACCCUGAUAGACCUUAAAGCUAUCAGGCAUAUUAUGGCGGCGGAUGACGAUGAGAAAAUGUGAACAUGUUAUAGAAUAGUGUUGUAUCACUGUGUAAUCAGUCCACAUUACUGACAAUUCCCUUCCUCCAAUAAAUGUCG